AGUACCGGAAGUGACAUGGCGGCCUCCUUGUGUGGCUCUCUGUCGCCUGUCUCUGCUUCGUCUUAGCUGUUCUUUUCUCUCUUUUUUUUGCCUCUCAAAUUUUCUGUGUCGUUCACCGGGUCGGCGUCCUGUGGAGCUCAGCAUGGGCACCGUCCACGCCAGGAGCCUGGACCCUUUGCCCAUGCAUGGGCCUGAGCUGGGUGUUCAUCCCGACGACAUAGAGCCUCCAGAGAUGGAGCAGGAGCCCAAGCAGGAAAUUCUGGAAAACAAGGAUGUGGUGGUCCAGCGAGUGCACAUAGAUGGGCUCGGGAGGACCAAGGAGGACCUGCUGUCCUAUGAGAUCGCUGAUGUGUUCCGUGCCAGGAAUCUAAUUGAUGUGAUGAAAAGGUCGCACGACGCCAGGCAGAAGCUGCUGCGUCUGGGAAUAUUCAGGAAAGUGGAGGUUGUUAUCGACACCUCCAGAGGAGAGGAUGCUCUUCCCAAUGGUCUGGACGUGACCUUUGAAGUGGUGGAGCUAAGGCGGAUGACGGGCAGUUACAACACAAUGGUUGGCAACAAUGAAGGAAGCAUGGUCCUUGGCAUGAAGUUGCCCAAUGUGUUUGGCCGUGCUGAGAAGCUGACCUUUCAGUUUUCCUACGGCACCAAAGAGACUUCCUACGGUCUGUCCUUCUUCAAACCUCAGCCAGGGAACUUUGAACGCAACAUCUCCCUCAACGCAUACAAAGUAACUGGUCAGUUUCCAUGGAGUUCACUGAGAGAGACGGAUCGGGGUGUGUCUGCCGAGCUGAAUUUUCCAGUGUGGAAGACCAACCAGACACUGAAGUGGGAAGGAGUGUGGAGAGAUUUGGGGUGUCUGGCUCGCACCGCCUCUUUUGCUGUCCGGGAAGAGAGUGGGCAUUCCCUCAAAUCAUCACUUGCGCACGCCAUGGUCAUCGACACCAGAAACUCCUCAAUUCUGCCCAGGAGAGGCGGCCUGCUGAAGCUGCAUCAGGAGCUAGCUGGGUACACUGGUGGGGAUGCCAGCUUCCUGAAGGAGGACUUUGAGAUCCAGCUGAACAAAACUCUCUUCUGGGACUCGGUUCUGUCUGCCUCCUUGUGGGGCGGUCUGCUCCUGCCUAUUGGUGACAAGCCCACAAGCAUAGCGGACAGGUUCUACCUAGGCGGCCCCACCAGUAUUCGUGGUUUCAGCAUGUACAGCAUGGGCCCACAAAGUGAAGGUGAUUACCUCGGAGGAGAAGCUUACUGGGCGGGAGGCCUUCACCUCUACACCCCUCUACCUUUCCGGCCUGGCAGAGGGGGCUUUGGUGACCUCUUCCGAACACACUUCUUUCUCAAUGCCGGAAACCUUUGUAACCUCAACUAUGGGGAGGGUCCGCAAGCACAUUUGAAGAAACUGGCAGAGUGCAUUCGCUGGUCAUAUGGACUUGGCAUUGUGCUGCGUUUGGGGAACAUUGCCAGACUGGAGCUGAAUUACUGCAUUCCCAUGGGAGUCCAGAGUGGAGACAGGAUAUGCGAUGGGGUCCAGUUUGGAGCAGGAAUCCGGUUCCUCUGAAGCCACAGUAGCCCCACAGCACCACAUGUAGUAGUUGUUGAAAGGGACGAUUGCUUGUAGUGGAUGUUUGUUGCAACUUAUCACAUCAAUAAACGUGUUUGCACUGAA
Messenger RNA from Doryrhamphus excisus (bluestripe pipefish), 1660 nucleotides. RefSeq names its product SAMM50 sorting and assembly machinery component (gene samm50). Gene Ontology annotation, cellular component: outer membrane. Lineage: Eukaryota; Metazoa; Chordata; Actinopteri; Syngnathiformes; Syngnathidae. The record is from RefSeq and is a predicted model, not a curated record. Gene Ontology annotation, biological process: mitochondrial respiratory chain complex assembly; protein insertion into mitochondrial outer membrane.